This is a messenger RNA of Coregonus sp. 'balchen', 14128 nucleotides long. NCBI's taxonomy places the organism in Eukaryota, Metazoa, Chordata, Actinopteri, Salmoniformes, Salmonidae. The record is from the annotation of a GenBank genome assembly.
AUGGAGUACACUUAUGAUGUCGAUUUGGAAGAGCUAUGUCCUGUUUGUGGCGAUAAGGUGUCGGGAUACCACUAUGGACUACUUACGUGUGAAAGCUGCAAGGUAGGCUGCAAAAGACGCAAUCAUUUAUUUUUAUAGAGGCUUUCAUAGGCUAUAAUAUAGACCUAUCUUUUUAUUUACGUCAAGAUGAGAUGUCUAAAUCCAUCAAGAAAUUCGUUAUCAUUUGUAUUAAUACAAAUUAAUGUCUAUUAUUUUCGUUUGUAUUCAUUUUAUUGCAGCAUUGAUGAUGAUCUUAACUUGGCUAUUUUGUUAAUAGGCAUGUCUAUAUGAACUCUCUCACACAGGGUUUCUUCAAAAGAACGGUUCAAAAUAAUAAGAGGUAUACUUGUGCAGAAAACCAGGAUUGUAAAAUUGACAAAACUCAGAGGAAACGGUGUCCAUUUUGUCGGUUUCAGAAAUGCCUGAAUGUUGGAAUGCGAUUAGAAGGUAAAAUCAUUUUUAUUUGAUUAAUUUAGAUAAUUUCUAAGGUAUUUUGGUUUAACAUGGAAUGUUGUCAGAUUUUAAAAUUAUUAUAUUUGUAGAAUAUUUUUUGGGGGCUAUACAUCAGAAUUGAUCAAGUUUGAUAUCUGUUCGAUGAAAUUGCAUAUCUAUCUCUUUGGGUUGGUGAUAUAUUUUCUUAUACAACAGUAGGCCUGUAUAGGCUGCAUUAUAGUCUGACUGUUGGUAGGCUUAUUCUCAAAUAGGUGUCGUUAAAUAUUCGUCUCUAAUUAGUGAAACAUGAGAAAACUAUAUUAUAAGUAUAGUUUGUCAGUUGUUGCAUAUAUCUUUUUGUCAAUGGUUGGGUUUUAAUUGCUGUAUCAACAUUGGCAUAUUAUCUAAGGAAUUUCGAUAAAAAAUAUCUAGCUCCAGGUAAACUAUUUCAGUAUCCUUUGAUAAAAUAUGUAUGAAUAGUACGUUUUCUAAUAUUAUUGCGUAAUUAGAAGAGUUUUGGAUGAGGUUAUUCAUGAUAUGUCAUUAAAUCAUUAUGAGACAACAAGCUUGAAUGUAAGCUAUGUAAAUGCAAUUUAUGUUAUUUUGGGAUUCAGAAUAAUAACAAAACAAGAACUAACAUUUUUGUUUAUCCGUAGAAAUGAAAUUUACUUUACAAUGGAUUUAAUCCAUAUCUUCAGAUAUAUACAUUAAAUCUACAAAAUGAUUGCUCUAUUAGUGUAUUUUUGGUUUACAUUUUGAUUGCUGCACCAAGAACUCUCACAUGCUAACUUAGUGAAUGUUAGCAAUUAAUUGAAUAACAGUAAUGGUGUUCGAUUCCAUCAGCUGUCCGUGCCGAUCGCAUGCGAGGAGGCCGGAAUAAGUUUGGCCCCAUGUACAAGCGUGACCGAGCCCUCAAGCAGCAGAAGAAAGCGUUGAUUCGAGCCACCGGCCUCAAGAUGGAGACCACCCCUCCGAUGCUCUCCCCUGACACCCAGACAGACUACACCUUCACCGGCAGCCUCCCGGGCCUCCACCCGCUCCCCAAGGGCAUCCUCCACACCACCACCACCCCCAUCCCCAUCGCCCCCACAGACUACGACCGCUGCCUCUAUGGACCCCCCUCACUUGGCAUGGCCAUGCCUGGACUCCCCCCCCAUGCACCCUUACCCCCCCAGUACCAGUACGCCUCCUUCCCCAGCCGGGCGAUCAAGUCCGAGUACCCGGAACACUACACAAGCUCCCCAGACUCGGUAGUGGGCAGCUACAUCUACCCGGAGCAGGUCUACUCUGGAUCGGGCUCUCCGCAGGUGCCUGGGGUGCCUCAGCUGGUGCUGGAGUUUAUGCGCUGUGACCCGGACGAGCUGCAGGUGCAGAGUAAGAUCGCUGCUCACCUUCAGCAGGAGCAGAGUGGCCGGGGGGGCAAGGGUCAGGAGAGACUCAGCACCUUCAGCCUCAUGUGUCACAUGGCCGACCAGACGCUCUUCUCCAUCGUGGAGUGGGCCCGAGGCUGCAUCUUCUUCAAGGAGCUCAAGGUAGGGAAGUCAAUACUUUGUUGUCAUACCAACCAAAGUUGUUAAUUGUUUGGAAAUCUUAAAAUUCCUCAGAGAUGGUUUAGACUGUAGAUUAUAUGCCGCCCAUUCUUCUUUACACUUUUUUCAAGAAAAAGGAAUCUAUUAGUACAAAGGUGUUUUAGACAUCCAACAAACCUCACAGAGUACAAAAUGCCAUGUGAAAAUAAGACAAAAAAACCUUCCCACUGUUUUGAUGCUCCUGUAGUUUUAUUAGCAAUGUUUCAACCACAAAGAUCUUCGUCAGGCUUACAGGUAGGACCUUUUGUACAGGUAAGGCUGACAAAGGCCCUUUCUGGUUUAAAGGUUUCACAUUUUGCAGAGCCCGUAGUCUAAUAUUGAUUAUUCGCCUGAGUGGGCCCUGCGAGAAUCAUAAAAUGGUGGAUACAUAAUGUUGUAUUAUCCCCAGGCAUAUGACAUAUGUUAUUGUAUGUUUGUGUUUGUUGGGGUCAGUUCCAUAUAUCAGGAAGUUAAUUGAAAUUCAAGUGAUGAAUUGGGAAAAACUCAACAAUGAAAAUGAUAACCAAUUCCAAUUGCUGAACUGAGUGGAAAUCGCCAAUGCAAUAACAUUGGGAUACACACACACACAAGCGCACCCACAUUUGCACAUACACACACAUACACUGUCAACAUUUACCAUUUUACAUGUGGACAGCCACGCACACAUCUCUCACACAUUAUUCCGCUGUUUAUUUGGGACUUCCUACUGCAGAGGUGUCCACCAUGAUGAAAAGACGAUGACAGGUGGAAUCAAGGAAGCACAUCCGCACCCAUGACAAUUGAGAGAGCAGAGUGACAGCUUUUUUUCUCAUCACACACAGCCCAGGGGGUAUUUCACCAAGCAGCAUCAACAAGUUAGCCUUAGCAUUACAGUAGCCACCUACAUGGAACUUUGCAACAUGGUCUCCCAUGAAUAUGUAAAAAAUUGUGACAUUUAACCAUUGUAGUUAUAUGCAGUGGUGUGAAGUACUUAAGUAAAAAUACUUUAAAGUACUACUUAAGUCGUUUUUGGGGGGUAUCUGUACUUUACUAUUGAUCUUUUUGACAACUUUGACUUUUACUUCACUACAUUCCUAAAGAAAAUAAAUGUACUUUUUAUUCCAUACAUUUUCCCUGACACCCAAAAGUACUUGUUACAUUUAGAAUGCUUAGCAGGACAGGAAAAUGGUCCAAUUAACACACUUAUCAAGAGAACAUCCCUGGUCAUCCCUACUGCCUCUGUUCUGGCGUACUCUAAACACAUAUGUAAAUUAUGUCUGAGUGUUGGAGUAUGCCCCUGGCUAUCCGUAAAUUAAAAUAACAAGAAAAUGUUGCCGUCUGGUUUGCUUAAUAUAAGGAAUUUUAAAUUAUUUUUCCUUUUACUUUUGAUACUUAAGUAUAUUUAAAACCAAAUACUUUUAGACUUUUACUCAAGGAGUAUUUUACUGGGUGACUUUCACUUUUACUUGAGUCAUUUUCUAUUAAGGUAUCUUUACUUUUACUCAAGUAUGACAAUUGGUUACUUUUUCCACCACUGGUUAUAUGUCACUUGUUGUGACAUAUUUCUUACUGUAUAUGUCACUAUGGUGACAUAGAAUAGAGACAUAAUGAGAUAGGUCUGAACUUUACUAUAUAUUCUGAAAUAACUCCACACAACCUCAGAAUAGGCAUGCUAUAAUAACCUUAAUAAGUCAUAUCCCACUUUAGAAUUCUUUACACACCAGGGAAUUGUAGCACGCUAUUUCUGAGUGUUUAUUGAAGCUAACUGGCUAAUCCAUCGAUUUUCACUCUGUGUAAAGUUACCAUGAGGUGAACGGCUAAUCGACUUAGCUUCAACCGCUGCCCUCCCGCAAUGCUCUUCUCAAGACCCAUUCUGGUCAGGCGUGACUCGGGCUACCGACUAUCAGCGGUGAACAAACAGAUGCUCUGACACGUUGUAGCUACUUGAGCCCCGGGUGCAUGCUAGUUGCGGUAGGGACUGUGUGGGCGUGCAGUGAGGAGAGGAGCCAGGAAAGGGCAAUCUCUUCACUGUGGUUCCAUAGGCCAUAUCUUACUCUUCGUAUGUCUCCCAGCGCUAUUCACUUCAGUGUGACCUCCAUCCAUUCCUACCUGGAAGAGGUUUUAUGAAGUCAACCCUUCUUGGCCAUCCUGAGAGGCAGAAUGGAACAGUGUUGUCAGGAAAAGAGAUAUUUUAUAAAGCAGCAUUUUAUUUUAUUUUAUUAUCCCCUCUCCCCAGGUUCACGGUGAUGUUGACUGAACUCAUUUAGAGUGAGUUAGGGGGGAUGUUUCAUUGGCCUGUAUGUGUGUGUGUGUGUGUGUGUGCUGCAUGCAUGUGUGUGUGUGUGUGUGUGGGGGUGAGUGAGUGCGUGCCAGUGUGUGUGUCCGUGUGUGUGCGUGGGAGCGUGUGUGUGUGUGAUAGUGAUGAAUGGUAAUAGUGUACUUGCAGUGAUUUAACCUGGUUAGGUCGAGGUCGCGUUCAUCUCUCCUAAAAUAAAACACUUGAGUUUUACGCUGAUGUAAAGGAAGUGGACCCUCUUAAAGUGCUGCAUAAAGCGAUACCAUGUCCCUACUUUCAAUAUUUUCACAACAAUGGAAGCAUUGUUUGGUUUAGAGGAGUACAAUGGCUGAUUGAUCAAAAUGUAUAUUUUUCAGGGUCUGGGUGUUUAUUAAUACUUGAAUAGUUAACAGUUUAGUGUGCCUUAUUGUUCUUAAGGUCAGUUAAACAUGUUGGUAUGGUAUUGCUUUCCAUUCAUGGCUGAAGCAGACAAUAACAAUUAUAUUACUGUAUUCAAUUUAUAACACAUUACAUUGUUUUAGAUUAAUUUACAUAUAAUACCUUUUGCCUUUGUUGUCCUAUAUCAUAUAGUAGAUACAGUAUAUACAGAGUAAAUAACACAAAAUAAGAGGUUAAAGCACAAACUACCUUCAUGUAAUGUGAAAUGCUUCACCACAAGAACCUACUAGCCAAAGUCUACUUUCGCUUUCUGUAGUGGAGUGCUAGGACAAUAAACCAGUGGACUAUGAAUAAUAGGACUAUUUGCCAACAAGUCCCCAGUUAUUUUUGCUGGUACUGAAGGCAUUCCUUGUAGUAGAUAAGAGUGGAAUGUGUUCUCCAGAGUGUGUAGUUAAUGUGUUUGGGUUUACCAUGUGGAGGGAUAGACAGUAUUUGUAAAAUAUCAAGUUUUAUUUGAGAUUUUUACAGCUUUCUGUGUAGUCAAAACGUUACAAAAUCUAUUUCAAUGUUUCUAAAAGUGACCAUUAAUUGGCAUUUUCUUCUUCUUCUUAUCAGUCUACAGCUAGACUUCUGAAAGUUGUUUUAAAUCUAAGACGAGAGAAAGCUACUAAAUCAGCUGUGUGAUAUACACAUUAUCUGGUUGUCAUCAUACAUGUCUAAUAAAUCAUUUUAAUAGUGGUAUUUGUUAUCCAACCACUAUACAAAGGAAUUACUAUAUAAUACAUAAUCACUAUAUAAUACAUAAUCACUACAUAAUAAACUGAACAAAAAUAUAAAUUCAACAUGGAACAAUUUCAAAGAUUUUACUGAGUUAGUUCAUAUAAGGAAAUCAGUCAAUUUAAAUAAAUUCAUUAGGCCCUAAUCUAUGGAUUACACAUGACUGGGCAGGGGUGCAGCCAUGUGUGGGCCUGGGAGGGCAUAGGCCGACCAACUUGGCAGCCAGGCCCACCUGCUGGGGAGCCAGGCCCAGCCAAUCAGAAUGAGUUUUUCCCCACAAAAUUAUUACAUACUCCUUCUCUAAAAUGACCUUGGAGGCAUCUUAUGGUAGAGAAAUUAACAUAACAUUCUCUGGCAACAGCUCUGGUGGACAUUCCUGCAGUCAGUGUGCCAAUUGCACGCUCUCUCAAAACUUGUGACAUCUGUGGCAUUGUGUUGUGUGACAAAACUGCACAUUUUAAAGUGGCCUUUAUUGUCCCCAACACAAGGUGCACCUAUGUAAUGGUAAUGCUGUUUAAUCAGCUUCUUGACAUGCCACACCUGUGAAAUUUGAGAGAAAUACGCUUUUUGUGCGUAUGGAACAUUUGUGGGAUUUUUUAUUUCAGCUCAUGAAACAUGGGACCAACACUUUACAUGUUGCGUUUAUAUUUUUGUUCAGUGUACAUAAUCACUAUAUCAUACAUAAUCACUAUAUCAUGGGGUCACUCACUAUAUAACGUGUGUCCUGUGUCCAUAUUAUGGAUUUAAUUAAUUGCAUGGAUAUGGUGCUUUGCUGGUAGGUCUCAAAACCCCACCAUAUCCCUAUCCACUAGCCCUAAUCACCAUUCCACAACAGUCUCUCUACCCGCUCAGUAAAAUCCUGCUGUACUGCACCCAGACAUGCUCCCUCUGUCUCUGUCUACCUCUGGCCACCGCCGUCUGAGAACACACAAAUCAUCAUCAUCAUCUGCAUCAUAGUUCGGCUGCAGAUUAGUCACAAGCUUCCUCCAGUAGCUUCACACACACGCACGCGCGCGCGCACACGCACACGCACACACAUACAAAAGGAAAUAUUUGCAAUGAUUGAAAUAGCAAUUAUCAUACUGAAAUGAUGUAAGCAUUACAGUCAAUAGGUAUGUUUACAUGCACACAUUACUACGAUUAUUGUGAAUACUCAGAUUAAUAUAAUAGUUUGAUUAAAACAUUUACAUGCUUUGCAAGAAGAAUGUUUUCCCUAAUAAUACUGUUUACUUUGACACAUCUGAAAUCAGGCUACCUGAUUGGACUUUGAUCAAUGCAGAAAAUUGCCAAUCAAAAUAAACGUUAUAUCACAUAUUAUUAUAUUAAUAUUUAACCAAAUUAUAAUUGUAUUAUAAAUAUGAAGCCUAUUUGAAUCUGAGUUCAGAAAUAUAGAGUUUGCGUGUGAAAAGUUUUUCUAGAUUUUCCGAACUCAAUUCACUGGCACAAAAGAGAGAGACUCGCGUUGCUCAUGCUAGAACAUGCGCAGACCUAAUACACUGCUGGAACUCCGAUUCAUGUGUUUACAUGUCCUAAUAAAUCAAAAGAUUGCUAAAAAAUCUAGAUGUUUUAAUCGACGUAUGCUUACUUCGAUUAUAAUAAUAAUAAUAAUAAUAAUAAUAUGCCAUUUAGCAGACGCUUUUAUCCAAAGCAACUUACAGUCAUUUGCGCAUACAAUUUUACGUAUGGGUGGUCCCGGCGAUGGGUGGUCCCGGCGAUUAAGAUAAUCAGAGUAAGGUGUUUACAUGACUAAUGCCAUACUCGCCCUACUGCCAUAAUCAGUUUAAUAUGGAAUUAUUAGUGUGCAUGCAAACUUACUCGACAGUGCUAUGCUGGUGCUACGCUACUAACAAUCGACAAUACCUGGAGAUGUGUUGCCAUGUGUUUUUCAUGCCAGUACUAAGCUGAGCUGUGUUUGCUGUUUGUGUGUGUGUGUGUGUGUGCGAUGGUGGAUGUGGCAUACAUUAGCUUAUUGACUCUCUUCACCACGUGUUGAUGGUUAGUUUCCAGGUCUUUGUGUCUACGUCUGUGUUGGACAGGUGUGUGUCAAUCCCCUCACAGUAGAAUGGCUUCCGGAAGGAACUUCUACCUCAUUUACCAGGUGUAAUGACUCGCUACCAUGGCAUGCUAUAGCAAUAGAAUGAGCCAGGUGAACAUUAGCAUUGCACCAUAUGCGCUCAGCACAACUGCUCUAGUUUAGCUGUGUAUCAAUGCCAAGACAAAAAUAUAGAAUGUUGUUCAGUAUGUUGGUUAAUAGUACAAAAUAAUGAAUGUUUCAUUAAUUCAGAUGAUAUUUUUUUCCCACACUCACAAUACUUUUGCCUAAACUGGCACCUCAGUGGCUUUACAAUGUGGCUGUAUACACGUCUUAUUAUAUGCUAGAGUGGUAUUCACCAUUGACUGUUACAAAUAGUUCACGCACUCACCCAUGGGCGAGUGAAAGCUGGGAGCUUGGGAGAGAAGCAAGAAAAUCCAUCAAAAUUCUGAGGUACUUGACAUUUUCAAUAGGUGCAGAUGGGGGAAUAGCAGUAGAAUGCCACAGACAACAGUCUUUAUGGUGUGCACUGUAUUCCAAAUGAAAAAAUAUAUAUAUAUAUAUUUUAUUGCGUUCACAUUACUGUGUGUCAAUGGUUUGUUGUGCAAUUCCUGAAGUGUGUAUUGAAUCCGGUCUGGAAUUUGUGUUAAAAAACUUGUUGUGCUAUAACAAAUAAAUGAAAAACCGACCUCGCGGGGACAGAGCACGACUUAGUGGUAAAUACCAUCGAUUUGCCAUGGCAACAGAAAAUCCAGACUGAAUGGGGCCAUGUCUCUAUGGGUCUCUGUUCAUAUACUGUAUCUAGGUAUCUUUGGUGAUGUUGACAUGUUUUUGUCCCUGGCUAGUGCAUUUCCAUAAAAUGGAAGACUUAACUGAUAUUCAAAUAAUGUCGACGUUCGUCAAACAAGCAUGCUCGCACUCACGUCAUGUGAUGAGAUGGGCUGGUUGUUAAGCUGCAUUGCAAUGAAAUUGAUUUUGUCCGUACUGUGUUGCUGUUCUCUGGGUUUGUAGUUGUUUGUGGCAUUUACCCAAAAUGCAACUUCUGCACAGAAAAUGGAUAAUGGAUAGUGGAUAAUGGAUAGUGGAUAAUGGAUAGUGGAUAAUGGAUCAUGGAUCAUGGAUCAUGGAUCAUGGAUAGUGGAUCAUGGAUCAUGGAUCAUGGAUCAUGGAUAAUCCAUAGCUUGACUACGCCACAAAAAGCAGACCACAAUAAUCUUUUGUCAUAUCAGAAAGGUUUUCUGGACCAUACUGUAUAAACUCUAUUUUAUAGAGUGACACUGCCCCCAUGUUCACUGUGAAUAAACCCGCCAUUGUUUGGUUAACCUUUCUAUGUAGCCUGGGAACUAAUCUGAAUUUCUCUCUGUUUCACGUCACAAUAUCAGUCUGGCCAUGGCCAUGGGCUUUCAUUACAACUGUUUACGCCUACAUUUGUACUGGUGCAUUACUACUACUUCUGGUUAAGGACAUUAAGUUAAUUGAUAGUUAAAGGGAUAGUUCACUUUUUUAAGUUUAGCUCAUUUUUGACUGUUGUCAUUUUAACCAAACCAUUUGAAGUCUGUUAGCUUGUUAUGUAGCAAUGCCACGGGGAUUCAAAAGCAUGGGAAUCCGUGUAUCUGGAACGCACCCCAAAUACGUGUGUUUGAAUGGAUGUUCGUUCCUUCUUUCUUCUAUCAGGUGGGAGAUCAGAUGAAGCUGCUUCACAACUGCUGGAGCGAGCUGCUGGUGUUGGACUUCAUCUCCAGGCAAGUCCAACACGGCAAGGAGGGCAGCGUGCUACUGGUCACAGGGCAGGAGGUGAGUGCAAUGAUCACCACGCGUCAUCACACACACGCACACACACACACGCACGAACGCACGCACGCACACACACAGAAGUUAGAAGUCAGUCACGCCACUCCUCAUGGUAAACGCAUAUCACUGAGUCUACCUUUAAUGAGUCCAGAAAGUACUUUUUUGGGGAAAGUUCCUAUGUUGAAACUCAUGCAUGUGUAUGUUGUGGUCUAGGUGGAACUGACGUCCAUAGCAUCCCAGGCAGGAGCCACUCUCACAAGCCUGGUACAGAGAGGACAGGAGCUAGUUGAGAAACUACAGACCCUACAGGCGGACCGCAGAGAAAUCACCUGCUUCAAGUUCCUCAUCCUCUUUAACCCUGGUGUGUGGGAGAUCCAAUUGCAUGUACAGGGGACUGCCAUGGGGAGCUGCAUCCAAUUACAGGGGACCGCCAUGGGGAGCUGGAUAUCCCCAUAACAAAUAAUUCUCACCUAAUUAAGGGUUGAAAAUAUUGUUGAAAAUGUUAACUUUAUAUUAAGGUCGGUGGACCAAUCGCCUGCUUCAGGUUCCUUGUCCUCUUCGACCCCUGUGAGUGGGAGAUCAGCCAUGGGUUCUCCAUAGGUUAAUGUUAUCUGGGAUCCUUGGGACGUCCCUACUCUAAACCCUAACUCUAACCUUAACCCUUACCGUAACCAUUUAAAAUGUAAUCUUCAAUAGGGUAACGUCAGAGUUGGGAUGUCCCAAGGAACGUGGAUAGCAUGGACCGUUCUCCAUAGCCCCAUAACUAAUCAUAGACACCUACAGUGCCUUAAGAAAGUAUUCAUACCCCUUGACUUACUCCACAUUUUGUUGUGUUACAGCCUGAAUUAAAAAUAUAUUAAAUAAAUAAAAAUUCUCACCCAUCUACACACAAUACCCCAUAAUGACAAAGUGGAAACAUGUUUUUUUCGAAAUGUUUGCAAAUGUAUUAAAAAGGAAAUACAGAAAUAUCUCAUUCACAUAAGUAUUCACAACCCUUUCUGGGUAGGUCUCUAAGAGCUUUCCACACCUGGAUUGCAAUAUUUGCCCAUUAUUCUUUUCAAAAUUGUUCAAGCUGUGUCAAAUUGGUUGUUGAUAAUUGCUACGCAACCAUUUUCAGGUCUGAACCAGGUUUUCUUCUAGGAUUUUGCCUGUGCUUAGCUCCAUUCCGUAAAAUUUUUAUCCUGAAAAACUCCCCAGUCCUUAACAAUUACAAGCAUACCCACAACAUGACGCAGCAACCACUAUGCUUGAAAAUAUGGAGUGUGGUACUCAGUAAUGUGUUGUAUUGGAUUUACCCCAAACAUAACACUUUAUAUUCAGGACAAAAAGUUCAUUGCUUUGACACAUUUUUUGCAGUAUUAAUUUAGUGCCUUGUUGCAAACAGGAUGCAUGUUUUGGAAUUUUUUUAUGUACAGGCUUCCUUCUUUUCACUCUGUCAAUUAGGUUAGUAUUCUGGAGUAACUACAAUGUUGUUGAUCCAUCCUCAGUUUUCUCCUAUCACUGCCAUUAAACUCUGUAACUGUUUUAAUGUCACCAUUGGCCUCAUGGUGAAAUCCCUGAGCGGUUUCUUGUCUCUCUGGCAACUGAGUUAGGAAGGAUGCCGGUAUCUUUGUAGUGACUGGGUGUAUUGAUACACCAUCCAAAGUGUAAUUAAUACCUUCCUGAUGCUCAAAGGGAUAUUCAAUGCCUGCUUUUUUUUUAUUUUGACCCAUCUACCAAUAGGUGCCCUUCUUUGCGAGGCAUUGGAAAAACCUCCCUGGUCGUUGUGGUUGAAUCUCUGUUUGAAAUUCACUGCUCUACUGAGGGACCUUACAGAUAAUUGUAUGUGUGGGGUACAGAGAUGAGAUAGUCAUUCAUAAAUCACGUGAAACACUAUUAUUGCACACAGAGUGAGUACAUGCAACCUAAUAUGUCACUUGUUAAGCACACUUGGACUCCUGAACUUAUUUAGCCAUAACAAAGGGGUUGAAUACUUAUUGACCCCAGACAUUUCAGCUUUUCAUUUUUAAUUAAUUAAAAAAACUAUUCGAAAAACACAAUUCCACUUUGACAUUGUGGGUUAUUUUAUUGUGUGUAGGCCAGUGACAAAAAAUCUCAAUCCAUUUAAAAUUCAGGCUGUAACACAGCAAAAUGUGGGAAAAGUCAAGAGGUCUGAAUACUUUCUGAAGGCAUUGAAAAUAUUAACUUGAUAUUCACCAUCCGUGGACCAAUAAGUGAAGUCAUGUCAAGUCCAACCUGAUUUAAAGUGCAUCUUCACAAAGUUUCAAUAUACUUUGAAGCAAUAAUAAGCAGUUCUCUGAGAAGCUAUAGGGAUUCCCAUGGUGGUUCUUGUUAACUGUAUGUCUCUUGGCACAGUCAUUUUCUGCAUUUGCAAACAUUGCCGCACGAUGGCGAUGCGUGCAAGUUGGUGGCAGAACAAGGGGAAGUUCUUAUAGAACGGCGCAAAAACGGCCUCUAUUUACAUGUUGCUUAUGAGUGCAUUUCACACUACUUUUGGAUUAUAAUUGGAUUUUAAGGCUCGUAUCAAUGUCCUGCUUAAUAUAAUGUUUGUCAUGUUCGCAAAUCAACUGCAUUAUACUUAAAAAAACACUUAUACUUCAAUCAGUAAAAUGGCUCUUUGGCUAGCUUUUGCUACAGCCUAUAUCAGUGAGCGUUAGCAUUCUAACUGCUGCAACCAUUCUAACUGCUCACAACCAAAUAUAAUCUUAACGACUGUUCAAGCAAGAAUCAAAACAUCAUUGUAAGCGUAUGAGAAUCCCAAAGUUUUUUUGUUUAGAAGUAAUAAUAAUGGAAAUCUAGGCUAUGUUGAAUGGGCGCAGAUGGCGAUGGCUUUCUUACUGCCGCCAAGAGUCGCGCGCAUCUGCGUGACGUCAGUGUGUCGUGUACUGGAAAAGGGUCUAUUAAAUGUAAAAUUCAUACAAUAUUUUUUAAACUCUCAUUUGGUACAAUUGUUAGGUGUAAUUGAAUUACAGAAGGUGUAUUUAUUGAGCACUGUUGGAGAAUUAGUGAAAUCAAAUAAUCAUGUGCUUAAAUGAGAUUGAAAGUUAUUAGUGUUGUAAAUGAAAUGCCCCACAAUGGCUUCUCAACCUUACCUAAUUUAUCACAUUUUAAAACAUAACUGGCAAUUCCUUCAAUUUGAGUUUGAUCCAAAGCAAUUAAUUUGUCAAAAGCAGGAUGGCGCGCUGAUAUGGCGGUAUAUAUUUAGGGGAUUUGAGCAUAUUGGCAGUUUGUCCCCUUUAUGGCUCUAAGAGGCUAAAUGAUUAGUCUAAAUGGAGUGGCGCUUUGCACAGGUUAUGGGCUUAAUUCGAAUUAGGCCGCUCUGAAUAGGCUAUGUUUACAAAGGCAACGAGCGUCGCCCUUGUUGCGCACUGCGCUCAAUGAAGGCUUAAUGGAUUGACCCCCACAUCGCUUUUUCUCCAGACAGACACUCGGCCAGAAUCCGCCGUGCUCGGUAGAUGGGAAAAUGGCCUUUUAUCAUCUACAUUCCCCUAAGCGGUAGCAAUUUAGAGCUAGCCCACUGUGAACAAAAGCUGCUUUUAAUAAUGAGAGUGCUUGAGAGGGCCCUGGCGUUUGCGCGGAGUGUGGAUCUUUGUGUGGGUUCUGUUUUCUGCCUCCCUCUUUCUGUCUCUCCAUCUCCCUCGCUCGCUCACUCUCUCCUCAUCUCUCUCUCAGUCUGUCGUCAUUUGUUCGUCUCUUUCUUCCUCAGGCAAUUCGGUCAUAUUUGUAGGGGCAAUUUUCACUUCACCUUUGAGCCGUAUUGAAAAUAUUAUCGACAACGUUUGAUUCAAUUGUGAGGGGCUCCCCCGUCGGUGCUCUCGUGCUGAACCCCAGGAAAGGAGCCUCAUCUGGGAAGAUGGCAAGCUGUUGUCCCUCUCUUAGCCAAGCUAGUGCUGGAGCUCAUAUGUGCUUCUAUACAUAACAGCCCACGUAAACAGACUUAUGUUAGCUAGCAUUUCACCCGCAAUAACAUCUGCUAAACACGUGUAUGUGACAAAUUACAUUUGAUUUGAUUUGAUCUCUAUAGUACAACAUAUCCUUGUGCUGGGUGCACAUAGUCGUGGAAAUGCUUGAGAUAAUCUCGAGCAUACACAGAAACAAAGAAAUACUGUGACAGACAGACAUGCACAGUUGGAUCCAUGUUUUCAAUAAGAUAAUGGCUAGGAUUCAAUCAAAGGCUCCAAUGUUUCUAAGGAACCUCUACAUACUGUCAUCCAGACAUGCCCCUUGACAGCAUGUAGAACAUGUUGUAUUUCUUAUUUGAUAUCUAAAGUCCUAGUAAGCCUGAUAUACAUAUUCAUCUUAAGAUUGCUAGGUGAGAAAACAACAUAUCACAGUCGUAGCAACUACAUUUUCCCUCAACAAAGUAGUUAUCAGAAAGUCAGGGGUAAUAGGAAAAGACAAGUGUUUUUGUGUGGGGGGUUGAUGGGCGCUGUUAGUCAUGCUUCCACAUGCCACGUCAAGUCACUAUAUGUCAUUUUCAAACACGUUCAAGAGCAGCACUUUGGACUGGAAAUUAAAGUUACAAAUAGUGCAUUUAGGGAAAAAAAAACACCACUAAAAACACACUCUCUUCUCCCCUCAGAUGUGAAGCUACUGGAGAACCAGGCGUUCGUGGAGGGCGUCCAGGAGCAGGUGAACGGGGCUCUGCUGGAGUACACAAUGUGUGCUUACCCCCAGUACCUGGACAAGUUCAGCCAGCUGCUGAUGCGCCUGCCUGAGCUCAAGGCCUUGUCGGCGCAGGCCGAGGACUACCUUUGUUACAAGCAUCUGAGCGGAGAGGUGCCUUGCAACAACCUGCUCAUCGAGAUGCUGCACGCCAAGAGGGCGUGUGCGUGA